GGAAAAACAAACUGGGCGAUUGGGGCUCGGCGAAAGGGUAGUGAAUGUCGUUUCGGUAGAGAAUCUCCGACAGAGGAAUUAAAAAAAAAAAAAAAAAAGAACAAAAAAAUCUCGACGACAAUGCGGCCGAGGUGCGGACAGGCUGACUCGCGGCUGAAUAUGAGAAAUGUCACGCGCUAACUUUCACCCGCUGACCCGUGAUUGACGUGCGAGUAAGACCGAUCAUCAUCAUCAUCAUCGUCAUCACCAUCAUCAUCUGUGUGCGUGUGUAAUAAAUUUUCUCUCGCCCGGUCGGUUCGGUUUUACGGCUCCGGAAAGGAAAGAGAGAGCGAGGAGAAGAGAGUCCUGUCCCGGAGGCGGAUCCGCAUGCGUAAUAAUUGUCUGUCUCUCCUCUCCGAUCGAAAUACAUUGUCCGACCGGAGAGCACUCUCGGGGUACUUGGCGAAGAAAGGGAAGUUGCUGUAAUGGCCGCCGUGUCAUGAAAUGAAGGUGCCCAGCCAGUUUUGUGGUGCCACAAUGGAGGAUAGCUGUAGCCCCGCGUCCCAGAACCACAACGGCCAGCUGGCCGGAGGCGCGAACGUCUCUCUCGCCAAUAAUAAGCACCAGGGCGGCAGCGACAACGGCAGCAACGGCGACGCCAAGGACCAGCGGCCGCAGUAUUCGAUGCCUGGUAUCCUGCACUUCAUCCAACACGAGUGGGCCCGCUUCGAGCUCGAGAGGUCCCAAUGGGAGCUGGACAGGGCGGAAUUUCAGGCUAGGAUAGCUUUCCUUCAGGGUGAGAGAAAAGGGCAAGAGAAUUUGAAGAAUGACCUUGUGAGGAGAAUAAAAAUGUUAGAAUAUGCGCUUAAGCAAGAAAGAGCGAGGUAUCAUAAACUAAAAUAUGGUACUGACUUAGUAAUGCAAGGAGAUAUGAAACCACCUCUUUAUGAAGAAGGUACUACGUGCAAUAUCUCUGAAAGUGGUGGCGGUGGCGGAAGUGGCGGUGGCAGUGGCGGUGGUAGUGGUGGAGGAGGCGGAGAUGGAGAGGCUUCAUUCACAUCUGUCAGUAAUGUUAGUUGGAGACAAGGUCGCCAGCUUCUAAGGCAAUAUUUGCAAGAAAUUGGAUAUACUGAUACAAUAAUAGAUGUACGAUCAAACAGAGUACGAUCAUUGCUUGGUUUAAAUAAUAACACAGACACAGAGGUGAAUACUCCAGCAUUAAAUGGAAAUGAAGGAAUAGUACAAGAUAAGCAAGAAUAUAAUGAAAGUCUUGUACGCCGAGGAAAGCAGCAACAUCCCCAAAAAAAGCAACAGCCAUCUUCUAUAGCAGAGGCAAUGAUAUUAGACACAGAAGCAGCUGUUAUAGCAAAUUUCGAAUUUUUGGGUCACACUGAUAUGGACAUGGAAGAAGAAGAAGGAGAUGUAGAAGAUGAAAUUUAUGAUGCAAAUACAGAUAGCAAACCAAAUAAAGCAUCUAUGCCCCUUCUAGGAGAAGAUGUUGAUACAGAUGCAGAAGCAGAAGAGGUAUUAAACGAGUUAAAUCUUCUCACAGAAAUUGAAGAAUCACCACCUGGUUCUAUUCAUCUGGAAAUGAAUUCUUCAGAAUGGAAUGCAAUAGAGAUGCAUAGAGGAUUACAACUGGAUCCAAGACGUCCAAAUAAAGAAGGUGAUUCCACAUUGGAACUAGGAGAGUUAGAGCAAUUAUGUGUUAACAAUGAUGCAGAAAUAUCAUAUGAUAUGGUUUCCACCACAAAAGAGACUUUCAGAAAAACGUGGAACGCAAAAUAUACAUUGCGAUCGCAUUUUGAUGCUGUUAGAGCACUUGUCUUCCAUCCCACAGAUCCAGUUCUUAUCACCGCAAGUGAUGAUCACACGCUGAAAUUGUGGAAUCUUCAUAAGACUGUUCCAGCUAAGAAGUCAGCUUCAUUAGAUGUAGAACCACUUUACACGUUCAGAUCACAUACUGGACCUGUAUUGUGUCUAGCCAUGUGCAGUGCGGGCAAUCGAUGUUACAGUGGUGGUUUAGAUGGCAAUAUCCAUUGCUGGACACUUCCAUCAGCUAACAUUGAUCCAUACGACUCGUACGAACCAAGUGUCCUUAGUCACACAUUAACAGGGCACACAAAUGCUGUUUGGGGCUUGAGUAUGUAUCAUCUGCGUCCUACCAUGCUGUCGUUCAGCGCAGACGGAACUGUAAAAUUAUGGGCACCACAGGCCCCACAACCUCUUCUCAAUACAUAUGUCUCGGAACAAGACGGUAUACCGACUUCGGUUGACUUUAUCAGAGACGAGCCGCACAAGCUGGUCGUAGCUUAUGAAGGAGCUUGCGUGGUAUUUGAUACUGAAACUGGCGCGAUCGUUGCGCGACUCGAGGCGAACGAAACGAAGGGCGUGAAUCGCGUUGUAGCACAUCCAACAUUACCACUCGUUGUAGCCGCACACGAAGAUCGGCAUAUUCGUUUUUACGAUCACCGGUCAGCUACUCUUGCUCACGCGAUGGUGGCGCACUUGGAUGCAGUUACUAGUCUCGCUGUAGAUCCUCAUGGUCUAUACUUACUUUCAGGAAGUCAUGAUUGCAGUAUAAGAUUAUGGAAUAUGGACAACAAGACUUGUGUUCAGGAGAUAACAGCGCAUCGGAAGAAAUUCGAUGAAAGUAUUUUAGACGUAGCGUUCCACCCAUCACGACCGUUUAUAGCGAGCGCCGGUGCUGACGCUCUCGCCAAAGUGUUUGUGUGAAAUGUGUAAAUCCAGAGAUACACUUACAUCAAAAUAAUUUCUAUUAUUACAUCAAAUCAAGCAGU
This is a messenger RNA of Nylanderia fulva, 2780 nucleotides long. It is a transcript of the gene Cka, whose product is annotated as Connector of kinase to AP-1. Gene Ontology annotation, molecular function: protein binding. The record is from RefSeq and is a predicted model, not a curated record. NCBI's taxonomy places the organism in Eukaryota, Metazoa, Arthropoda, Insecta, Hymenoptera, Formicidae.